AUGACCCCUGGGGAAAUUGAAAUUCCAUCGUUGACAGCCCAAGAAUUGGUUAAAUCAGCCGGAUAUUCUAUCUAUGAAACUAAAUUGGUUCAAGAGUUAAAAGAGGAAGCACAGAAACGUGCAGAGCAUGAACAACAAAUUUUCAAUCGUGUACCACUUAUAGGAUCAGCAACCAAAGUUAAAGGGGCAACCGAACUAUUUGAAAAUUUCCUUAAAAUUGAUGAAGAUAAAUGC
Messenger RNA from Entrophospora candida, 234 nucleotides. The record is from the annotation of a GenBank genome assembly. Lineage: Eukaryota; Fungi; Glomeromycota; Glomeromycetes; Entrophosporales; Entrophosporaceae.